AGAUGGGACCCUGACACAACUGGUGACAAGCCACGCAUGCAAACCUAUGAAAUUGAUUUGAACACAUGCGGUCCGAUGGUUCUUGAUGCCCUCAUCAAAAUUAAAAAUGAGAUCGACCCAACACUGACCUUCAGACGUUCCUGUAGAGAGGGUAUCUGUGGUUCAUGUGCUAUGAACAUCAACGGGGGCAACACGUUAGCCUGUUUAAACAAAAUUGAUUCAAAUACCAGCAAAGUGUCAAAGAUUUACCCUCUUCCUCACAUGUAUGUUGUGAAAGAUCUUGUCCCUGAUAUGAGCAACUUUUAUGCACAGUACAAGUCCAUCGAGCCUUAUCUGAAGAAGAAGGACGAGUCAAAACAGGGAAAGGAACAGUACCUCCAGUCAAUCGAGGACCGUCAAAAGCUGGAUGGCCUGUAUGAAUGCAUCCUUUGUGCAUGCUGCAGCACAAGUUGUCCUAGUUAUUGGUGGAAUGGAGACAAAUACCUUGGCCCAGCUGUGCUUAUGCAGGCAUAUAGGUGGAUGAUUGACUCUCGUGAUGACUUUACAGAAGAGCGUCUCUCCAAAUUACAGGACCCUUUCUCCCUUUACCGCUGUCACACAAUAAUGAACUGUACAAAGACAUGUCCCAAGGGUCUCAAUCCUGGAAAAGCCAUCGCACAAAUUAAGAAAAUGAUGGCAAUUUAUAAAGAAAAAAGAUAAUCUGCUAGCUAAUUUGUAUAUUUGGAAAAUAACACUCCGUUUACUCCUUGAUUUCAGUUUAUUUAAAUUAUUGUGUAAAUGUGUAAAUUCAUCACAAAGUGUUCCAAUAAUAAGAAAUAUUAAGUGUUUGUCUUAUCAUGCCCAUUAAUGCAGACCUCACAUUCUAAUAUAUAUAUAUAUAUAUAUAUAUAUAUAUAUAUA
Molecule: messenger RNA, 900 nt
Organism: Xyrauchen texanus (razorback sucker)
Lineage: Eukaryota; Metazoa; Chordata; Actinopteri; Cypriniformes; Catostomidae
Product: succinate dehydrogenase [ubiquinone] iron-sulfur subunit, mitochondrial
Exons: 7
Biological process (GO): respiratory electron transport chain; tricarboxylic acid cycle; aerobic respiration
Cellular component (GO): mitochondrial membrane
Molecular function (GO): electron transfer activity; 2 iron, 2 sulfur cluster binding
Source: RefSeq, a predicted model, not a curated record